CGCGCCGCAUCCCCCUCCGGGCUCCGGCCCUCCCAUCCUCUCUCUCUCUCUCUCUCUCGCUCGCAUCGCCUACCUAGACGCUGCCGCCGUCGCCUCGCCUCCCUAUCACGCCCAUCCCCUCCCUUCCUCACUCUCGCGCCUCGCUGCCACGCCGCGCCGACGCCGUCGCCCCGCCGCCGUCGUCGCCGUACGCCAUCCCCCCGCCGCCGCCGUGCAUCAUCUGGCGCCGGUCCCCCCCUUCCCCCUUCUUCGCCCUCCCCUCGCGGCGGCGGCGUAACCGGCGCCAGUAUCCCCCUCCCCUCGUGGCGGCGUCAGAGUCGGCUCCGGUGCUCCCCUCCCUCCUCCAUCCCCUUUCGACGGCGUUGGGGAUGGUGGCAACGCCGGUAGGGGUGGCGGUGUGAGGUGCGGGUAGAAAGGAGCUGGUGACGGGCGGGGAAGAGGUGUCCCGAUCUGCACCGACUCGAUCUGCGCGAGCCGACCCCGCGCCGGAUUGAGCAGGGUAUGAGGGGAGAGGACGGCGGCAUGGGAGGAGGAAUAGGACAACGCCGAUGGAGAAAGGGGAGAGGAGUGAGAGGCUGUUCUACAAGCUCCUGAUCGACAACGUGGAGGAGCUGCUGCCGGUGGUGUACACGCCGACGGUCGGAGAGGCAUGCCAGAAGUACGGCAGCAUCUACAGGCGGCCACAGGGCCUGUACAUCAGCCUCAAGGACAAGGGGAAGAUCCUUGAGGUGCUCAAGAACUGGCCGGAGAGGAGCAUCCAGGUGAUCGUCAUCACCGACGGUGAGCGCAUUCUUGGCCUUGGAGAUCUUGGUUGUCAGGGAAUGGGUAUUCCUGUCGGCAAACUGUCUCUGUACACUGCCCUAGGAGGAGUUCGCGCGCCUUGCCUCCACCUUCACCCGUCUGCCACCAUCAUCGCCGCCAUCACCUCCGUCCUCGCCCCCUCCCUCACGCAUCGUUUCCCUCUGCGCUUCGCCUUGUCUCCCCUGCGCGUCGCUUCCCUCCACCCUCACCGCAUCGCGCCCCUCAUCAUUCCCUCGUGGGUCACCUCCUUCCACAUCGCUGCAUCUUCUGGAUUUGUUUGCAGCCGCCCUCUUGCAGAUCAUCCCUGAUCCAUUCGGUUAGCGUCAUGCCGCCGCCGGAUUGCCCCGUCGACUGGUUUCCCUCACACCGUCAUGCCUCCUUGCCCUCAUGAUUCACACGACGAGCGAGUUCCUGUCGAUGAGCCAGCAAGAUGAGCAUUGUCGCUGUCGCAUCACCGCUGGACAAGUGGACAACCCCAAAACCAGGGUAUCAUUGUCAUAAUUAGCAGAUUUCCUCCAAUCAAGGUCUCGACAAAUUCUACAUAUGGGCUCAGUUUUCUGGAAAUGGAAGAUGUGGGGGUGGAAGCAAGGGUAGAGUGAUGCAAAUGCUUCAUCGGGCCACGAUCGUCUGUCGGCCUUCUGGCUGUUUUUGCACCUGUCCUGUCCACCGCUGACGGCGCAAGGGAACUUCGGUGAGCUGUAGCAGGUAAGCAACAAGAAGCAGUGAUGGAUUAGCUUUCCCUUUAAGGCAGGUAAUAGCUGACUUGAGUUAAUUUAUUAAUUGGUGGAUUACUCAUGCAACACCUGCCAGUUUCCAUUAUUCUUUUAUACUUUUUUAUUGAAAAAAAAGGAAUUUUCUUACUUCUGUCAAUAAAUAUAAUACUAUGGACAAGCACUUUUGUUUGAUUGUAUUAAAAGAAAUACUAACAAAUGUUAAUGAGAUAUAAAGAGAAUCCUCCUAUCCAGUUUACUCCUUUUGUUGGUGCUAUUUGAUUGUGACUUAAACGGACCGAUGAUGUAAAUUCAUUUGUUAUACACUUACUCUACUCUGCACAAUAGGUCUCUGAUUAAAUGCCGCUGAGGGAGGGUUUGUUCUGGUUGAUGAAUUUUCAAGCAAAUCUGUUAAUGAUCUUUACAAGGUUUCUAUGUGUUUUUAUGUGUUUUCUGUGAGAUCUUUACAAGGUUUCGGUUUGGGGUACAAAUUCACAUUCGAUCUGGAUUUCAUUUUGGUUUUCAAGUGAAGCAAACAAGCCAACAUAAGGCCCUGCCAGGUAUGAGUUUGCUGCUCCUACUGUAUGUGCAUGUAGCAGAGGGCGAGAAGGAAGAGAGAAAAAAGUAGAGCAAGAAAAUAUUUAACAUUGGAAUUGGGAGAUGUUAGUAUGGAAUUGUGAUCAACCGUACUGUUGUGCACUGCUUUAGCUGAAACCAUCUGAGUGACAGGAGAGGAACUGGAAGUCGUGCAUUGAUACAAAUGAUAUUUUUGUGAUUUGUAGCCUGAGAUCAAAUAAAAUUUAGCAACUCAGCCAUAUUUCAGAGCCUGCUUCACUUAGGCAAUGUAAACUUAUAAAGGCCUUCACCUAGCCAAUACUAUUUAUUUUAUUUUUAUUCUCACAAUAGAAAUGAUAUUGUUUUCGAUGCCCCUAGGUGGCUCACACCAGUCUCUGCCAUUGCCAGUUUGGGUGCCUAAAUGAGGCCGGUGCCGUUGAAUGACAGCCAUAUUUCCAAGUCUUCUGAAUUGAUACAGGACUCACAGCUGAUACACUGAGUGCGACAAAGGUGAGUCAUGUGCGGCAAAUUUGAGGAUCAUGUAUAUUUUGGUAUUGCUGGCAGGCAUAAGUCUCACCAUUGAGCGAAACACCACAUUCAUAAGUUUAACGGCUAUUUAUCUAAAUUCAAUUUUGCAAAAAUGAAAGUUUUGUUUAAUGGCUGAAACUGCACAGUGCUACUAUGAUCUCAGAACCAAAGAAAUUAAUUGUCUGAGUUUCCUACCAGCAAAUUGAUUUGUUCAAAGAUUUAGGUGGUCACGGGCCAUAAUAAAUCAUUGAGAAUAUGUCAUAUAACAUUCAGUCAUGUAUCACAAACAAUUUGAUUUUGACAAAAUUAGGUAACACAUAAAUCAAUGUAUGCAAACAUCCAGAUACCUAACACUAUUGACUGCUUUUUUGUUUCGAGGGGGCUCACUGCUUAUAUUUUAUUGAGCUUAGCUAUAUUGUAUUUCUCUAAACUGCAUAACCAUCUCACUGCAUAGCCCAUAUCUAUAUACCACCGUGACAAUAACAGCUACAUCUCUACAAUCUUACUACUGGUAAGAAAUGAAGGAUUGGUGGUACAUAAAGUGCCUCAAGUUGAUUGAAACAAGCAACCAUUUGUAGAUCCAAACAAUAUCGUCGUUGUUAUUGUCAUACAUCUUGUUUGUAUAACUUACAUAUCUUUCAGACUCAAGGUGGCGAAGUUUGAUCUCUAAAAUAGCAAUCGGUGUUUUCUGCACUCGAAUAUGUAAAUAAGCUGUAGUGUGUCAGAUAUUACAAUGGUGUUCAUUAUAGAGCACACUUGCCGACAACAUUUUGCAGUGGGCUUAUCUAUGAAUAUUUUUUUUAUUCA
This is a messenger RNA of Oryza sativa Japonica Group (Japanese rice), 3401 nucleotides long. RefSeq names its product NADP-dependent malic enzyme 3. Gene Ontology annotation, cellular component: chloroplast. Lineage: Eukaryota; Viridiplantae; Streptophyta; Magnoliopsida; Poales; Poaceae. Gene Ontology annotation, molecular function: malate dehydrogenase (decarboxylating) (NADP+) activity. The record is from RefSeq and is a predicted model, not a curated record. Gene Ontology annotation, biological process: pyruvate metabolic process; malate metabolic process.